Fusarium redolens is the source of this 1065-nucleotide messenger RNA. RefSeq names its product carbon-nitrogen hydrolase. Gene Ontology annotation, molecular function: catalytic activity. Bases 1 to 1065 code for a protein of 354 amino acids. The transcript has 3 exons. NCBI's taxonomy places the organism in Eukaryota, Fungi, Ascomycota, Sordariomycetes, Hypocreales, Nectriaceae. The record is from RefSeq and is a predicted model, not a curated record.
AUGUCAAUCCGUCAAUGGAAAGCCGCCAUCUGCCAAGCUGAACCAUGCUGGUUCGAUAAAGCCGCCGGUAUCAAAAAGUCGAUCCGACUCAUCAACGAGGCCAGCCAGAACGGGGCAUCUCUCAUAGCCUUCUCAGAAGUUUGGCUGCCAGGCUAUCCCAAUUUCCUAUGGUCAGGAACAUACAGAAAGAAUAUGCCCUUAGUGCAGAAGUACAUGCAAAACAGCAUGUCUGCCUAUGGGGACGAGAUGCUUGAGAUUUGUCAAGCUACGGCAGCGGCCAACAUCUACAUAUGUUUUGGUUUCAGUGAGCGAGUUGGAGCUUCGUUGUAUCUUGCUCGGGUUCUCAUCGGUCCUGAUGGCAACAUUCUUCUUCAUCGACUAUUUUUUGGAGAUUCCACAGGAGAUUCUCUUACUACCGUGGUGGACACUCCCUUAGGAAAAAUUGGCAUGUUGAACUGUUGGGAGCACCUUCAGCCGCUCCUCAAGUAUCACACCUACUGUCAAGGUGAACAAGUUCACAUCGCUGCCUGGCCAUUCAACGCAAAGUGGACUGAAUCCGCUGUUGAACCCUACUCGGUCUUUUCAGAGGCCAACGAAGUCACAGCCAGUCGCAUGUAUGCCCUGGAGGGCGCUGUCUACGUCCUCGUAACCAACCAGCCAUUAUCCGCCGAAGGCGCCAAGCUGAACAGUGAGGGUCAAGGAAACGCAGACAAGGACGGUUUCAUGCUCGCUGGAGGUGGUGGUGCCGCAGCUGUCUUUGGUCCGGAUGGCCGACAGCUGACUGAGCCUACUGAUCCCUUGUUUGACGGCCUGAUCUACUGUGACAUUGAUCUAGAUAAGAUCGACUACGCAAAAACCUUGACUGAUUGUGUGGGUCACUACUCACGACCUGACAUGCUGCGAUUGGUUGUUGAUGAUCAACCGAAGAACUACGUCGUUCGCGUAUCUGAUGGGCCGACGAAUACUCCUUAUCACACUGGUACAAGUGGGGAGACGUUGCUCUCUGCUCAUGAGAAGUUGGAUGAGCUUCUCGCCAAGAAAACUAAAAAGGAGGAGGCAAGGUGA